Molecule: messenger RNA, 1257 nt
Organism: Aspergillus tanneri
Lineage: Eukaryota; Fungi; Ascomycota; Eurotiomycetes; Eurotiales; Aspergillaceae
Exons: 1
Coding region: 1-1257 (418 amino acids)
Biological process (GO): ribonucleotide metabolic process; RNA catabolic process
Cellular component (GO): ribonuclease H2 complex; nucleoplasm
Source: RefSeq, a predicted model, not a curated record
AUGCGCACCCGCUCAAAUGCUCCAUCGGAGCUGCCAGAGCCAAAGUCAGAGCCCGAGCAGCGCCACCCUCCACUCACGGCCGCCGAACGACCCAGCAAAACAUUCCUCCUGCCUUCGUCGGCGACGGACGAUGCGCGGAUGGUCCUCCUGCCAAACCCAAAGACAGGAGAACUGACUCGCUAUUUCUUCUGCCCCCAAUUGGGUGUGCACGAGUUCACCGUGGUUGCCUCCCCGUCACACGUCCCACGCAGUAUACUAUUUUCUCAUCCAUCGGGGAACACUCCCAGCAAGGGGCAUGCGACGCCAGCUACGGGUAGUAUAUCCAAGACGGCAGAAAUACUGGUUGCAACCCCGAUCGAUGUGAUCUUCUUUAUGGUCCCCAUUUUGUCCCAGUCCGCCAAUGGUCUCUUUCAGCCCCUGGACGACGUUAUCGACUCUCAGGACAAGCUCCCCAAACACCUACGCCACGUGCUAUACAAUGAGACUUUCCGAAAAACUCUACAGGACCGUGUAGAGGCCAUCUGUGACUCCGUGGAGGCAGGUGAUCAGCAGAUGUUCCGGUUUAGUGAGACGAAGCUGCUCAGGGAAUUGGUUUCCAAAGCCGAGCGCAUGGUAGACCAUGGUCUUCCGAAGAGCAUGGAAGAACGUUUUAUUCGUCAAGCCUUGGCGACUCCCCUCAUGAAUGUCAAACGUGCUGUCCCUGUCCCUAAAGAUAACUCGUCGAAUGAUAAUAAACAGGAAGAGAAAUCACAAGAAAAGGAGACCCCAUCAACAACAACUACGAGUUCAGCAUCAGCCUCAGGCGAAUCAGGCGAAUCGACGCCCGCUAGCGAGCCAUUGCCGGAAGAGCCCAAGACACCAGAUCAUGUAGCUCAAUUACUGCGGAUGUCUACUGCUCUGUCAUUCAUGAAAGAAUCCUAUCUGUCUCCAUCGCUGUGCACCAGAAUCAACGAGCUCCUCGCCGGGCCAGACGGCCCCAUUGACUUCAAGCCAUUAGAGGAUCAUCUGAAGCAUGUGGCCAGUCUUCGCGCAGAGGCACUAGCGUCAAGAUCCCUAGACGAUUUUAGCCGAAAGCGAAGUGCAGAGGAUAUGGAUGCUGCUGAUUCCCGAGCCGAGACGAAACGUCGCAAGGAAGAAGAGGAGAAGAAGAAGAAGGCGGGAGAGUCCCGUGGCGUCAGGGAGUUGAAAAAGGUCAAUACUGCGGGCAUGAAGAAAUUGAGCGACUUCUUCACCAAAGCCGCGCCAAAGAAUUCCUAG